This is a messenger RNA of Monodelphis domestica (gray short-tailed opossum), 3933 nucleotides long. It is a transcript of the gene KCNA5, whose product is annotated as potassium voltage-gated channel subfamily A member 5. The record is from RefSeq and is a predicted model, not a curated record. Gene Ontology annotation, molecular function: protein binding; delayed rectifier potassium channel activity. NCBI's taxonomy places the organism in Eukaryota, Metazoa, Chordata, Mammalia, Didelphimorphia, Didelphidae. Gene Ontology annotation, cellular component: voltage-gated potassium channel complex; intercalated disc; membrane. Gene Ontology annotation, biological process: action potential; protein homooligomerization; potassium ion transmembrane transport.
GACCCGACAGAAAAGAGUCAUUGAGAGAGACACACACAGAGACAGACAGAGACAGAGACACAGAGAGAGUCAUUUCUAUUUCUUACCAUCCUGUAACAACUCAAUAUUCUCACCUUCUCACUUCCCCUGCUCAAGUGUAUCCAGUUUACAGCAGAGUCCCAGGUGAGUAGAAAAACACAAAGCUAUUCUCAUCUUCUUGCCCAGGGGAGUCUUGACUCUCUCCUGUAUACUAUGAUGCUCCUCCUUUGUACCUCUCCCUGCUUUCUCUCUGCCCUCUCACAAACCAAUAACUCCAUCUGCGCCUCUCCGCGGGGAGACACUCCCACGGUUUGGGGGGAGUGAGGAAGGGGUAGGUGGGAGCGAUGUUAUGUCGCUAGUCUGGCAGGAGUGCGUGAAUUAUAAGGGGUGAGAGUCUCGGAGCAGGGAAGGAGAAAAAGGGGAGGAAGAAAAUGAAAGAAGAGGUGGAGGGAACUCCAGGGGGUGGUGGCUGAGUGCCUGGUUGAUGGAGAGAGCAGACUAUAAGAUUGCAUCUGCUUGCAAAGGAGCAUUUAUGCUGCUUGGUAACCGAGUAGCUUGCAGGAAGAAAAGAGCCAGGGCAGCAUCUUGACGUCAGGACUAACUGGGAGUCGCUCCGGCAACCUCAGUGGGGAGCAUUUGCCGAGAUUCGGGCGGCCAGGCAGGAGGUUAGCAGAGAGCUUGGAGUGGGCACAGGGAGAGAGUUAGAGAGAGGAGCCUAGAGGCGGGGGCGCAGCAUGCCCCUGCCCCUAGCCCAUGGAGAUCGCCUUGGUCACGCUGAAAAACGGAGGCACCGUGGCCAUCGGGAAAGGAGAACCGACUGGGGGAAACAGCGGUCCCAAGCCAGAGGGAGAGGUCCGGCGUCCUCCGACAGGACAGCCGAACGACGGAGCCAAGGAGGGAACGCCGAGGAGGUCCAGGAGUGGCGGUGGUGGGAGAGGCGAAGUACUGAGUGGACGUCCUUUACCCGAGCUUCCGGAGACAGCUCGACAGCAAACUCCUGGACAAGGGGAAGAAGAAGCAGAAACAAGCUCCCCCUUGGGGAUGUCGGAAGGUGAAGGUUUAGGGUCUUCUGCCCUCCAUCAUCAACGUGUGCUCAUCAACAUCUCGGGGCUUCGUUUCGAGACUCAGCUUGGCACUCUGGCUCAGUUCCCGGACACUCUCUUGGGGGACCCUGCCAAGCGUCUGCAUUACUUUGACCCCCUGCGUAAUGAGUACUUCUUCGAUCGUAACCGACCCAGCUUCGACGGCAUCCUCUACUACUACCAGUCUGGGGGGAGGCUGAGGAGGCCUGUCAAUGUCUCCUUGGAUGUGUUUGCUGAUGAGAUCCGCUUCUAUCAACUAGGGGAUGAGGCCAUGGAGCGAUUCAGAGAGGAUGAGGGCUUCAUCAAAGAAGAGGAGAAGCCUCUGCCCCGGAAUGAGUUCCAGAGGCAGGUUUGGCUCAUCUUUGAGUACCCAGAGAGUUCCGGCUCAGCCCGGGGCAUCGCCAUUGUCUCUGUUUUGGUCAUCCUCAUCUCCAUCAUCACCUUCUGUCUUGAGACCCUGCCUGAGUUCCGGGAUGAACGGGAGCUGUUUCGACAUCCCCAGCUGCCCCAACAGCCUCCAACUCACCCUCAGAAUGCUAAUGCCAGUAGAGGCGGUGGUCGGAACCUGCAUCUUCUGUCUCAGGGGCCCACAGUAGCCCCGAUGGUGUCCAGGACCCUGGCAGAUCCAUUCUUCAUUGUGGAGACCACGUGUGUAGUGUGGUUCACCUUUGAGCUUCUGGUUCGCUUUUUUGCUUGCCCUAGCAAAGCAGAAUUCUCCCGGAACAUCAUGAACAUCAUCGAUGUGGUAGCUAUCUUUCCUUACUUCAUCACCCUGGGUACAGAGCUGGCAGAGCAACAACCAGGGGGAAUAGGAGGAGGUGGAGGUUCCAAUGGACAGCAGGCCAUGUCCCUGGCAAUCUUGCGAGUCAUCCGCCUGGUCAGGGUUUUCCGCAUCUUCAAACUCUCCCGACAUUCCAAGGGCCUCCAAAUCCUGGGCAAGACCUUGCAGGCCUCCAUGAGGGAACUGGGGCUCCUCAUCUUCUUCCUCUUCAUUGGAGUCAUUCUCUUCUCCAGUGCUGUCUACUUUGCAGAGGCAGACAACCACGAGACCCACUUCUCCAGUAUCCCAGACGCCUUUUGGUGGGCAGUGGUCACCAUGACUACAGUGGGCUAUGGGGACAUGAGACCGGUGACGGUAGGGGGCAAGAUUGUGGGAUCUUUGUGUGCCAUUGCAGGUGUCCUCACCAUUGCUCUGCCCGUGCCUGUCAUCGUCUCCAACUUCAAUUACUUCUAUCACCGGGAGACUGAUAAUGAGGAAAGGGCUGCCCUCAAGGAAGAACCAACAAGCACCACAGGCCAGGGCUCAGGACAGGACAGUGUGAAUCAGAUGAAAUCUAGUGAGAGCAAAGGGUCCUUUACUAAAACCCCAGAUAACAUGGAAGGAUCCCACAGGGGAAGUUGCCCCCUGGAAAAAUGUAACCUUAAAGCCAAAAGCAAUGUAGACAUAAGGAAAUCCCUCUAUGCCCUUUGCCUAGAUACAAGCCAGGAGACAGAUCUGUAGUGGAGACCAAGAGGGCCAGGUGGAGAUGCAGAAUGAGUCUUUAGAGUGGCAAUCUAUUUUGUACCACAGAGUAUUCAAAGAUUAUUCUCCAACCUGCUUUUCUCCCUUGUUCCUUCUCCCCCUUUCGCCCCUUUUUGUUUUUUUCCAUGACACCAAAGGGUCACUUAUUUUUAAAAAGUACCACAUUCCAUGACGCAGGAUACUGUCGAAAUGGUGAGUGCAGUAAGAUGUAUGUAUUUGCAGUUCUGGCUACUUUUAGCCAUUAGUGGGAAAACCAGACAAAAGCUUUUGGAAAAAACAACAAACAGAGAAUAGAGAUUUUGCAAACCCCAGAUAUAUGUGUUCCAAGUUUGAGUAUGUUUAUUUGAAUGGGGAGGGGAGGUUAUUUUUUGUGACAGAUGGAAGAAAAUUUUAUAUUGUAGUUCAGAUAUUUCUGACAUAUAUUUUCUUUCUCUAUAUAUGUUGUGUUUAUGGAUGGAAAAAAGUUUGUGCUGCUUUUCUGGAAACCACUAUUUCACCAGCACCUUCCUGAUAUGGACACUUGUUUCUCAGCAUAAGCCUGUCUUAGUUCUCAUGUUCACAAACCUGUGUUUCUCUGGAUGCCAUGUGAACUUGAUGCUUCAGUUCUAGAAUAGAGACACUUUCUGGAAAGAAAGACAAGGUUUUUUUGUGAGCCUUAAAUAAUUGGUGUGAUUUUCUUUCUUCACAUUUUAAUAAGGUUGGAGGAAGAUUUCUUAUAAUUCCUUCCUCUCCUUUUUAUCCUCAGAAAUAAAACAUCACCUUAUUGAGGAGAGUGCUUGGUUUUCUACAAUUUUUUUUGUGACAGUCUUUUUGUCUUCUUGGAUUAGGAGAGCAAAGAUCUUGGGUGGUUAAGAAAGCCAGUGAUUUGAUAGACAACAGCCUUUCUUGGCAACUGAAGGCACUCACCCUAUAAUCUGUGAGAGACAAUAUUCUUUGAUUUGCUCAGAAUGUGUUUAUUAAAGACCUCAUUUUAACAAGCUUUUUGCUAAGGGAACUGUACUUCUUAGACCCAAAAUCUAGUAGAUUAAGUGAAAAGAAAUAGGGGAGCAGGCCCCACCUGAGGUCUUCUGGGAAUUCUUUUCCCUCAAGGUUUACCUCUGCUUAACACAGCACAGAACAGCUGAGAACCAAGACUGAUCCUUCUCAGACAAUGAAGCCUGUUCUACAGGAGCUUAUCCUACCAUGGAGUCACUGGGAGAACUGUAUUUAAUGAUGUACACCUCCUGUGGUAUGGGUGAAAGCUAUCCUAUUCUUUUGUGGCAGCAGGGAAUAUGGAGGAUUUCACAUUCACAUUAAAUGUUGAUUUCUACA